CGACACCAGCAGAUGAGCGUAUGUGUGCAUAGAUAGACAAAGAAGCAGGAAGAGUGCGGAGCGAGUUGGUGCGCGCAGUCAACACACACGGGACAAGUGGCACCGGAGCGAACGAGACAGAGCGAGAGUGAGAAAGACAGCAGGAAGUGCAAGCAGGAAGGCGAUAGGCCCAUCCGAGAGCAGCAACGGGUCUCCCCAUGCGUGUAUGUGCGCCGCGAGUGCGAAAGUGGUUGUGGCCCCGUGAGUGAGGUGUGUGUGCGGGAUUGUGUGGUGUGUACAGCGCGUGAUAAUAGGAGGCCUCCUUCGUCGUUGCCCUCCAAAAACACUGCCGCCUUGUGUGUUCCUUGUUCCGAAUGGCCGACAAUGGUGCCGCUGCUGCAAAUGUAAAGCACGGUGACGACGGUGGUCGGCAGCUCGAAAGUUCACUGAAAACGCUCAGAAAAAUGUUCAACCCAAACAACGGCGCCCAGGGUGGCACGGCGGCCGGAGGCAGCAGUGGCCUCGGCGGCGGAGGCGGUGGCGGUAGCGGCAGUGGCACAGCUGGCUCGGCCGCGGCCACUGCGGCAGCACCAGUCGAUCGUCUGAAGAUGCUCUAUCCGAACGUCAACGAGGCCGUCGAUCCGCUGCCCCGCUCCUGGAGCUCGCAGGACAAGUGCAGCACCAUCGGACUGACGCAAAACAAUUUACGUGUUCACUACAAAGGAAUUGGCAAAUCACACACGGAUGCGGCCUCGGUGCGCACCGCGUACCCGAUACCGGCGGCCUGCGGGUUGUACUACUUCGAGGUGAAGAUCAUCUCGAAGGGCCGCGACGGCUACAUGGGCAUCGGGCUGACACACACCAACUUCAAGAUGAACCGGCUGCCGGGUUGGGACAAGCAGUCGUACGGUUACCACGGUGACGACGGUAACUCGUUCUGCUCGUCCGGUAACGGCCAACCGUACGGACCGACCUUUACCACCGGCGAUAUCAUAGGCUGUGGCGUCAAUCUGGUCGACAACACGUGCUUCUACACCAAGAAUGGCCACCAUCUGGGCAUUGCUUUCAGAGACCUACCGCCCCGGUUAUAUCCGACCGUGGGGUUGCAGACACCGGGCGAGGUGGUCGACGCCAACUUUGGGCAGGAACCGUUCAAGUUCGACAUCGAAGACAUGCUGAAGGAGCUGCGCUCCGGGACGAAGGCAACGAUCUACAACUUCCCCCUACCGGACGAUCAGGGCGAUUGGACGGUGAUCUUGCACAAAAUGGUUUCCUCCUACCUCGUGCACCACGGGUACAGCUCGACGGCGGAAACCUUUGCCCGGACCACGGGCCAGGUGAUGCAGGAGGACAUGACAUCGAUCAAAAAUCGACAAAAAAUAAUAAAACUAGUGCUUUCCGGGCGAAUGGGCCAAGCGAUCGAACAAACCAUUCGCCUCUACCCGGGACUGCUAGAGUCGAACCAAAAUCUGCUCUUCAUGCUAAAGUGUCGACAGUUUAUCGAGAUGGUAAACGGAUCCGACUUUGAGCUCGGUACACCAUCGUCCCGCACGAGCCCGGUUCAAACGUCGGUGAUACAAUCAACAAAAAGCUAUCAGAACGGUAACACCAUUAUUCCGGAUGGCAACGACAAUCAUGGAUACUUAAAGAAUAACGUCAUCAGUAACAAUAAUGCCAGCAAUAAUAAUGGCACGUGCAUCGAAGACGACUACUCGAACGACGUGGAGAUGGAGAACGGCCACAGCAAUAAUAAUAGCGCCACGAAUGGGUACAAAAAUGGUACCGCAGGGCGAACCAGCGCACCGCCGCCCGGGUCGGCCGACGCCGAGGACGACGUGGUGGACGAAACGAACGAUGUGGACAGGGACGAAGAUAUGGACGUAGACUCCUCAUUAUCGCCAAAUUGUAAAACGACGGCCAGUGCAGCGGCAGCAAAGUCGGGCGUCGAGCGGAUGCUAGAGUUCGGCCGGGAGCUGUUCCAAAUGAGCCAACGCCUGGAGAAGGAGCAUGGUGUCAAUGAAACUAAUCAAAAAAUGUUGGAGGAUGCAUUUAGUUUAUUAGCCUAUUCGAAUCCGUGGGCGAGCCCUCUCGGAUGGCAGCUGAGCCCGUCGCGUCGCGAAGCUGUGUGUGCCGCUCUAAACUCUGCCAUAUUAGAAUCAAUGAAUUACUCCUGGCGGCCGCCACUGGAGGUGUGCAUAGCGCACUCCAGCGAGCUGCUGCGUCUCAUGUCCAGCUCAUCGCUCGGUGCGUGCGCCUUCGUUAACGUCGACGAUAUACUUGCUCAGCAUCAGCAGCAUUGACUACGCCUGCAGCCUACAGCGCCUUACAACACCAGCAGCCAGCUACUGGAACGUCCCGUGGACCGGCAUCGCCGCGCAUAAUAUCUUCUAUUCGAAUAUCUGGCAGACUUUUUUUUCUCUCGCGAUCAUCGGCAGGGCGAGACCAUCGUGGAGUAGUGCGUGCUCCUUCUGGGUUACGAGACACCUAUGGAAUAUAGGGACAUUGUUGCGUUUUGUGAAACCUACCUGUAAACCUGUUCAGUGGCACAUUGCCAUCCGCGCCAUGUUCACGAUCGUUUAAUGCUGCGCAACACUAUUUUUGAAUCAAUAUAAUUUUCUAUCGGGUAUUCGGGCAUCGUAUUCCGCUCCAAAAAACACACACAUCACACUACAACCCCCAGCAUAUAACAGAGCCUUUACAUGGCGAGGGAAGCGGCAACGUGGGCAGCUCCUACUCACGAUCGUUCCCCUCCCGCGAUGCUGCUGCAACGGGACGCGGAACGGUCGAAUUUGUAAAUGUGUUCAUAUAUUUUUCUUUUUGAUUAACCUUCAAAUCGUGGGACCGUUCGCGCCACCGUUCGUUUGGCCGUGUUCGCUUCUUGUUGCUACUCGAUCAGUAGUUCGUCUCACUUGCUGCAAAGUCACUUGUUACGUUACCUUUUACAAUCCCGCGGCGGAUGAUGCUUGUUCCCCUAGCGACCCGGCAAUAAAAUGGGGCGCCCAACGGGGAGUGCGCGAGGAGGUGCUCGGUGUGGGUAUGGAAUGAACGAAACAGAAAAGGGCCGGUAAACUGAGUGAGGAUUCCCGUGAUGAGUGAUAAUAACGAAGCAUAAACACACGACUGUGGAAAGCUGGUGGAACCCGGAAUGUAAUAUAAGAGCAAACAAAUACUAAUAUCUAAUUAAAAACUUAGCAACUAAACUGACCACACAAACCCGGGCAAGAAAAGAAGGAGAGGCGGGACUGUGUUGUGUUGUGCGUGAUCGACCAGAGAUAUCGACGACGGGCAGACGAGGGAGAGUCUCCGGUGGGAAAACGUAGAACGGAAGCAAAUCUCAUGUAAAUUGAAGCGAAGCAACGCGAAUAGCGAAGAAAGUGGGCGCGUGCGAUGGAACGGAUUACAGACAUAAGUGACUAUUAAAGGUACAUUAGGAAGAGUAGCAGACCGAAGAGUGGAACUUGCUUCAAGGGCGCGCGCCGAUCGAGCACAGCGGUGAUGAUGAUGAUUCGGUUAGAGGCGACUCGUAGGGCGUUCAUGUAGCGAAAUAACUUCCAGAUGUUGCUUGCCGUAUUUUUCAAGCUCCUUGUUUUAACUGCAAGUUGCCAGAGUUAUACUUUGACGUGUUGAAGGCGCAUUGGCCCACGCAACAAUUUCAAACCCCCACGACGAUAGGGCAUUGGAUUUCCGAUGCGCUAGAUUGAGACUAGAUGUUUUGCAAUUUCCAGCACGACUAAAGAUCUCAUCUCUUCGUAGUUUAAACCCUGCUGGCUUCUUAGGACGAGUCGUGCGGCGUGCGCGGAACAAAACAUAAAUCGGAUUUCAACGACACCAAUAGCGUACUCUCUUGAUGCCUGGUGCAUCGAACCGACGGGAAAAGGGUUCGCGAUCGCUUCCAAGACCGAGCUAUUCUUGGCGUAGUUAGUAGAGCCCCCUAUGCCCCUCUUCCGCCUGUGAUCGCGGAUGCUCACCAGGUAUGACGGUAGGGCAUGUCAAACCGAGGACCACAGGCCGGGAAUUAGAUGCAAUCCUGUGUUUCGGUAUUCUUUGUUCACCCAAUGUUACCCAAAUUUAGCUCUCAAAAGGGAGGGUCCCCAAGGGGGGCACUCCAUAAGCAAUAGACACGGAACACGCGAAACUUUGCAACCCGCUUUAGUUCAGGACUCAUCCAGCGGCCCCCCCACAAACCUUGGCAUGUGCAAUUAUAUUCUGCAGUGCGGCGAAAGGAUGAUAGGAGAAGCGUUUUCUAUUUGUUCGGCACACAACACUCCCUUUGCCGGCUGGCCAACCGGAGGACGCGUUGUUAAGGACUAGCAAGAGAGAAUCGUCACUAGCGUAGAUCACUUUGUGCAUAUACCGAUUACUCGCUGAUCUUCGGUCGGGGGCGAUAUUGAUUGUUGAUGAUGAUGAUAACGAAAAAGCCGAAGGAAAUGGAGGGGCGUUCGCCGGUCGCGAACCGAACCGAUCGUUGUACUAAAACGCGAAACAAAACUGGUUAUAAGAAGAAGGCUUAGUUUGGUAAGGUGUGUUUAGAGGUACAAGGUUUAGAAUGUGCGUUAAGAAACACGGGGGAUCAUCAUCGCUUCGUACAGAACAGACAAUGAUGAGCGUUCAUUACCACCCACCCGCAACCCUACCCGAUUGCGGCCCCCGGUCCCUGUGGCCCCUUCUCGGUCUCUGUGCCCUGUUCGCUGCGAUCGUUACAUGCUUAACCCCUCUGAUCAUAUCUGAUUCUACUGAUUCCUUCAGAACAACACCACCUCCAUUCGCUCUGCCCACUAACUGCUCGUUCCGGGCGAAAACAAUGUGUCCACAAGCGAUGGGACGCGUGACCAGGGGAUGAGGCGUCGUGAGUGUGUAAGGAAUAGGUUGUAAGAUUUAAGAUACGGAUAUACACCGGAGAUCCGGGGGGCCCCGACGGAUGAGAGAGCAGUAGGAGGGACGGGGCUUUGCGGAUAAUAACGGAAGCGUGGCCGCAGAGAGCACCGGAGACGGCGAGGGCGAAGGCUACAGUUAGGUUACAUUUUUUUGUGAAAUCACUGUGAAUAAUCAAGGAGCAGCAGCGCGCGCGCAUACCGGGCAGCGGCGGCGGCGGCCGAGUGGUGACAUCGCGAGCUCGCGGCCGAGGAAAACAUAAU
Messenger RNA from Anopheles cruzii, 5114 nucleotides. It is a transcript of the gene RanBPM, whose product is annotated as ran-binding protein 9. Gene Ontology annotation, cellular component: cytoplasm. The record is from RefSeq and is a predicted model, not a curated record. Gene Ontology annotation, molecular function: protein binding. NCBI's taxonomy places the organism in Eukaryota, Metazoa, Arthropoda, Insecta, Diptera, Culicidae. Gene Ontology annotation, biological process: cytoskeleton organization; cell surface receptor signaling pathway. The transcript has 9 exons. Bases 354 to 2279 code for a protein of 641 amino acids.